CCUCCGCAUCACCUCCCGCCCUCCCCGCCUCACCGGCGGCAGGCCGGGAUGGCGGCCACGGGCCGCUGUCCCCGACAGCCCCGUCCCCGGGGCCGCGGGAACCGGGAGGAGGGACCCCACGCUCCGGUUGGCACGUGAGCGAGUGCCACCCCCGUCCCCCGUGAGCCCGGCCAUGCCCAGCGCCGCGGUACCACCGGGGGGGCUCCCCAUGAUCCCGGCCGAGGGUUCGGCGCUGCUGCGCGCCGUCUCCCAAGGGAAAUUCCGCCUGACCCGCCUGCUGCUCGAAGGGGGAGCUUACAUCAACGAGGGCAACGCCGCGGGCACCACGCCGCUGAUGGCAGCGUGCCGGGCCGGCUACGCCGAACCUCCGGAGCAGCCGCGGAUGGUCCAGUACCUGCUGGAGAACGGCGCCGACCCCAACAUCCCCGACAAAGCCGGCAAAACCGCGCUCAUGCACGCCUGUGCCGAGCGAGCCGGCCCCGCCGUGGUCGCCACCUUGCUCGCCCACGGUGCCGACCCCAGCGCCCGGGAUUACGGCGGGGGCUCGGCGCUGGUUUACGCCUUGGAGCGCGGUGACCGGGAGACGCUGCAGGUGCUGCUGGACGCGUGUCGGGAGCGAGGGCGGGAUGUCAUCAUCAUCACCUCGGCCACGUCGCCCCGAGGCACCAAGACCACCCGGCAGUACCUGAACUCGCCCCCGUCGCCCGCUCUGUGCGCGUCCCCGUCGCAGGUGCAGGUGCGGGCGGCGGCGGCGUCGCCGGGGGCCGGCGGGAGGGACGAGGAGCGCGAUGUGUUCCGCUUCCCUCCCGCCGCUCCCGCAGCUCCAGAACCGGCCCGGGCCGGGCCCAAGCGGCAGCUGAAGAGGCUGAACUCGGAGCCGUGGGGGCUGGCGGUGCCGGGGGUGGAGGGGAUGCGGGGGGGACACUCGGAGGGAAGCCCGGAGGGGACACAGGGACCCCCAGAGGGAGCACGGAGAGCUUUAGAUGAGUUACGGGGACCCCCGGAGGGGACACGGGGAUCCUCAGAAGGGUCGUGGGCUUCUCCUGAGGGGUCCCUGGAAGGGACAUCGGCCUCCCCGGAGCAGCUAGCAGCAGGGCUGGAGGGGCUGCGGUUGCGCCCGCGCCGGCACAGCGUGGAGGGACGCGAGGUCUCGGGGCUGCCAGGAGCCACCUGGGCAGAACGGGUGCCCCCCGUGCCCGCCCCGGCCCGUUGGGCUGCCGAUCCUCCACGGGGCAAAGCCCUGCGCCCCAACCCUGAGCUCGCCACCCCUCCCGGGCCGCUGCGGCACCCGGCGGGGCUGCUGGAGCGCCGCGGCUCCGGAACGCUCCCCCCGGAGCCCCCGGGCAGGGCGGGGCUGCUGCCGCCGCUGCCCCGCCGAGCGCUGCUCCGCCGGCACUCCAUGCAGCCGGAGGCGCUGCGGCACCUCGGGGCCUUCUGCGGGGGGCUGGGACCAGAGCCUGGCUCUUAGGGACCCCUCCCCAGCGUUCUGGAGACCCCCCCCCCUCAAGGCCAGCACCCCUUGGGGAAAGCCUCGCCCUGCUCUGGACCCUGCUGAGGGUCAACUCUUCCAUCCCUCUGUCGGCACAAAGUCUGCACGAGCCCAAAUUCGGGGAGCUGGUGGGUGCACCCCGACUGCCAGGACCCCCCCAGGACCCCCCUCCUGCUCCUGCCUCAUCCUCCCAGCAGCUUUUUCCCCCCCAGGGGCUGGCAUUAAAGGCCCCAGUGUGGCUCAGAGUGGGGGGUGGUGGGCACAGCUGUGGGCUGUUGCAUCCCAAUGUCAGUUUUAAGGGAAAAAAAGAGGUUUUUUAGGACCUGAGCUGUUCUCUCCUGCCAGGAUCCUUGGGGAUCCAGCAGCUUGGAUGGAGAUGGAUUUUAGGGAAAGGGGCUUGGGAGACUUAAUGAAGGAUAAAGAACAAGACGACGAACUUAGACAAAAUCUUGUUAUUUAACACAAAACAAGGAAUGCCCAGUGGGAUAAAUACCAUGGGAGAUUUAGGAACAUGGAAAAAACUCCCAGGAUAUUCUGGGAUGGGGAGCUGGGAGGGAUCCCCCCAAACCCAAGGGAAAUCCCCCCCAACCCUCCGAAACUGCUGCUUCCCUCAUACUUGUCCUUUGAAAACAAUAAAAUUCCAUAAAACCCA
Molecule: messenger RNA, 2141 nt
Organism: Haemorhous mexicanus (house finch)
Lineage: Eukaryota; Metazoa; Chordata; Aves; Passeriformes; Fringillidae
Gene: ANKRD34A
Product: ankyrin repeat domain 34A
Exons: 2
Coding region: 173-1468 (431 amino acids)
Molecular function (GO): protein binding
Source: RefSeq, a predicted model, not a curated record